Messenger RNA from Macrobrachium nipponense, 890 nucleotides. It is a transcript of the gene RpL24-like, whose product is annotated as probable ribosome biogenesis protein RLP24. The record is from RefSeq and is a predicted model, not a curated record. Gene Ontology annotation, cellular component: nucleolus. NCBI's taxonomy places the organism in Eukaryota, Metazoa, Arthropoda, Malacostraca, Decapoda, Palaemonidae. The transcript has 4 exons. Gene Ontology annotation, biological process: ribosomal large subunit biogenesis. Bases 76 to 822 code for a protein of 248 amino acids.
AGCGAGUAGUUCUUCCGUCGGUCCUUGAAGCCAUCUUGGGGCGAACGCCAAGACGUAAACAAAUAUUUUAUCAAAAUGCGCAUCGAAAGGUGUUAUUUCUGCUCCAGUAAAGUCUAUCCCGGACACGGGAUGAUGUUUGUCAGGAAUGACUGUAAGGUCUUCAGAUUUUGUCGUUCGAAAUGCCGCAGGCUGUUCAACAGAAAGAAAAAUCCAAGAAAAACUCGCUGGACAAAGUCAUUCCGCAAAGCAGCAGGGAAGGAGUUGGCAGUUGAUCCUUCAUUUGAGUUUGAAAAGAGGCGCCAUGUUCCCAUGAAGUACAACAGAGAAUUGUGGGCAAAGACAAUUGAGGCCAUGAAGAAAAUCACAGAAAUCCGUGAAAGAAGGGAGCACAAGUUUGUGAUGGAUCGACUUGUGAAAGACUUUGAAAAUCAACGUGCCACCAACAGAAACCUUGUCAGAGAUCACCUGAAUCUUAUUCGAUCUCCUGCUGCUGGACUGAGAAGAGGGAAUGUCGUUAUCAAUGAAGAGGACCUCGAGGAGGAUGUCAUGCAGAGGAUCAUUUCCGAGGUGUCAAAGAAGACCAAAUCGAAGAAGAAGCGUGAAGAAGAGAAAUCCUUGGUUGAGGAAGAAGAUAUGUCUGAAGAAGAAAAAAUUGAGGAAGAUGACGACGACAAUGACAAAGAUGAUGAUUCUGACAAUGAGAGUGAGGAUGAGGAUGAUGAUGAUGACGACGAUGACGACAAUGAUGAUGACAAGGAAGAUGAUGGCGACAUGGAUAGUGACGUUGAGAUGGAUUCAGAUGAUGAGAAGAAGGAUGAGUAGGUGACAUGCUAUGUGAUGUUUAUAUAUUUUACAAAUCUUGAAAAUGUAUAAUAAAAAGUUCAAAGCUA